CGACUCGCGGUAGAGCCAUUCCUGUCUCUCGUCCCAUGCCCGCGUAGAUUCGUGAGGGACUCAAGCAGGCUCUUUCAAUGUCUCGAGUCAGUCAGUGGCGUGCAAAAAAAAAAAAGUUGAGCAGCACUCAGGUCAUCACAAACCCCAUUCAGUCUCCAGAGCUGCAGUUCUCACGGGCUACGUCACAACGUCGCCCACGAAGGGCUCGUGCUUGAGGCUGGUGAUUUUUCGGCCGUUCCUCGUCCUGUCGCACCCCAGACCCUGGCGAUGGAACCGUGGGGGUUUUGUCAUGAUGAGGCUGAUCUAAGCAAGCCAACGUCUGGAGAAGCACUCUCGGCUAAGACUCCGAAUUACUGGGACUGCACUAGACACCCCCAGCCACGACCACAUCGUGCCGGCCUCAGCAGCAUACUCCAGCAUACUCCCGCAACAUUCCCGUGAUGGCACGUCGUGUUGCACCCGCAUGCAGGUUGGCAUCCUCCUCUUCGACGACGUUGGCGAGCAAUCAUGCGACCGUCGCCGGCACAUCGCCAGAGGCUGCGGUUAAUUUUCUCCCUUUCGGGCGUUCUCUCGGCGCGGACAUUUUGCGGAUGAUGAGAGAUCUCCAGGUCCAGCUCCGCAAAAAGUUUCGCGCAUCUCCACAAGGUUCAUCGCCCAGACCGUGACGAUCAUUCCAGGCCUCUGGCUCUGCCUGGCUCCGUAUGGCUCCGUAUGGCUCCGCCCAGCUCUCGACCGUGACACCCCGACUGUCCCCGGGUCGCACGCCAAACCAUGACGCCGUCUAGGAGGGUUCCGCUGCGGUGGACCCGCCCGUUAUACCUGUGGUGACCAUGCAAUGUUUUGUCACCCCAUGGCACACAGCACCUGGUCGGUCACGCUCCCCAAGCUGGACGCCCCGACGUUGGUUCUCCAGUGUCCCCAUGCCACUAGCCCGUGGAGAAGACCACGGAGGUCUGGAGUCACCCUUCGUGACAUGCCCACAGAAGCCACCAUGGAAUUAUUACCCAGCCCAUAAAAGCUCUUGAUCCCGCUACGCUUGAUGGUGUUUGGACUAUCAUUACGAUCAGGCUUCACACCUCAUAUAUCAAUCUAAGCAUCUCGCUCCCCCAGAUCUUCAUCUACAUAUCUCCCCCUCGAGUCCUACUCGACACCGCCGCCCCCCUUGCGACACCAACAACACCAGCACUGCGUAUAUCGCACGGCCAAUAUCACAACACUCACAAAUAUGUCUACGGCAGAAACACCGGCCAGCGGUGCCUCAACACCGCCAAAUGGCCACGAGAAGGAUGCCGCCAACGACUACGGUGGCAACUACCCUCCCGUCAAGGUCCUCAACCUCCGGGUCACCGUCAUGGGCCUGCUCGUCUCUCUCGGUGGUUUCAUCUUCGGAUGGGAAGGUGGUUCCAUCUCUGGCUACACACAAAUGGCCAACUUUAGGGACCACUUCGGCGACACCCAAAAGAACGGCGUCCUGACACUGGGCAAUGUCCGCCAAGGUCUGAUGGUGGCCAUGCUCUGCGCUGGUUGCCUGGUUGGCGCUCUGGUCUCUGCCCCCAUCGCCGAUAAUGUCGGCCGCAAGUUCUCCAUCACCUUCUGGUGCAUCGUCUACAUCGUCGGCAACAUCGUGUGCAUCACUACCACAGACAAGUGGUACCAGAUCGUCAUUGGCCGUCUUAUUGACGGUUUCGGCAUCGGUGCCCUCUCCGUCCUGACACCCAUGUACCAGUCUGAGACCGCGCCCCGCCAGGCACGUGGUGCUCUCGUCUCCGCCUACCAGCUGUUCAUCACCCUUGGCAUCUUCGUCGCCUACUGUGUCAACUACGGUACCGAGGCCAUCUCGUCCGAGAGCUCAUGGAGGAUCACCAUGGGCAUCGGUUUCAUCGCCCCCGCCAUCAUGGGCGCCGGUAUGUUGACCAUGCGUGAGUCUCCCCGCUGGCAAUACCGCCGCGGUGGAGAAGCCGAGGCUGCCCAGACUCUGGCCCUGAUCUCUUGCGUCUCGGUCGACCACCCGGAGGUCCAGCACGAGCUGGCUGAGAUUCGCGAGAAGUUCGAGGCUGAGGUUGCCGGUGGCGACCCCAAGUGGUACGAGAUCUUCACUGCCCCGGCUAUGCUUCGCCGUGUCUGUGUCGGUAUGGCCCUGCAGGCCCUGCAGCAGCUCACUGGUGCCAACUUCUUCUUCUACUACGGCACCCAGAUCUUCGCCUCCGUCGGUAUCUCCAACUCGUACAUCACCUCCAUGAUCCUCGGUGCCGUCAACGUCUUCUCCACCUUCGGUGGUCUCUACGUCGGCCAGAAGUUCGGUCGCCGUAUCUCCAUGAUCAUCGGUGGUGUCUGGAUGUUCAUCUGGCUGAUCAUCUUCGCCUCUCUCGGCUCGUUCGCCCUGUACCCUGAUAACAACCCCAACGACCCCAACGCCCGCACCAACGCCUCCGUUGGUUCUGCUAUGAUUGCCUCCGCCUGUUUCUUCAUUGUCGGCUUCGCUGUUACCUGGGGACCUCUUGUCUGGGCCAUCGUCGGUGAGAUGUUCCCGUCCCGCUACCGUGCCGUCGCCAUGGCUCUCUGCACCGCCGCCAACUGGCUGUGGAACUUCCUCAUCUCCUUCUUCACCCCCUGGAUCACCGCCGCCAUCGGCUACCGCUACGGCUACGUCUUCGCCGGCUGCUGCUUCCUCGGUGUCGUCAUCACCUUCCUCUUCGUCAACGAGUCCCAGGGCCGCUCUCUCGAGGAGGUCGACUCAAUGUACGUCCUGGGUGUCGUCCCCUGGAAGUCCAAGUCCUGGAAGCCUCUCGACGAGCCCGUCACCACCGACAGGAUGCACUUCAAGCCUGGCGCGCGCGACUUCUCCAAGCCCGAGACUCCCGCCGCUGGACACCACGAUGGUGAAUCCGCCGGCCCCAGCAACGCUGUCUAAAGGAUACGAACCAGAAGUCAGAGUAUGUGUGUGUGGAUUAAUGAAGAAUGUGACCACAAAGUUCAGUCACUGGACUCUUCCAGUGACCUCAUCAUGAAUCAAUGAGUGGAAAGAGAAUCAGUCAGGGGAAGAACGGUGAUGAAGUCAGGAGGUGACUUCUUAUGUAUAUAUGUCUUAGUUCGGGGACUUGUUACUACUACUAUUGUGUUUUAUAAUGGUCCUGUACCACCACAAUGCCUUCUAGGCACAAAAGAAUUAUCAGAUACCCCUUUUUAAAUGAUAUCUGGCUUUUAGUCAAUUCUCGCUGUUUUUGGUCUUUGUGUGAUGAUCACUUCCUAUCAAUCUCGUAUAUUUUAAUACACCAUCCUGAGGCGGCUGUACCCCGGACCACAAAAGUGAUAAGAAUUCGCGAUGGCCAUCACGCGUCGUCGUUGGUCAAGAAACUGCUGGACCCCCAGCCUGACGUGCUCAACUGCCUCGCGCUGGCUGUACAAUGUGACAUGGACGCCUAGCUCUAUUUCGA
Molecule: messenger RNA, 3434 nt
Organism: Diaporthe batatas
Lineage: Eukaryota; Fungi; Ascomycota; Sordariomycetes; Diaporthales; Diaporthaceae
Exons: 2
Coding region: 1226-2911 (561 amino acids)
Biological process (GO): transmembrane transport; carbohydrate transport
Cellular component (GO): plasma membrane
Molecular function (GO): carbohydrate:proton symporter activity
Source: RefSeq, a predicted model, not a curated record